AUGGACGAGAACAAAAUGCGUGAAAACAAGAGCACAAUGAGAAAUGACAUGAGCGAGAGAUGUUCCCUCUUGAAUUUCCUCUCGAAAUAUCAAUUCUCAUUUCUUCCAAAUUCUCACGCCGUAAAUAAUUCCGAAACUCACUUAAUUCCUCAAAUCUUAUUAUUCUACGUAUACAGCACGAUAUCACUAUCUCCCAACACUAGUCACGAACAAAAAAUUUGUACCGCUCCCCAGGAAUCUAAUACACCAAAGAAACUUGAAGAGAACUCAGGUAAUUUUCAAGAAACUUGGUGGCCAAAGAAACAUCAAAAAAAAGCCAAAGUAAAAACUCAUGCGAAUAUCGCAACAUGGGGAGAUUGA
Messenger RNA from Ambispora leptoticha, 360 nucleotides. The record is from the annotation of a GenBank genome assembly. Lineage: Eukaryota; Fungi; Glomeromycota; Glomeromycetes; Archaeosporales; Ambisporaceae.